ACAGUAAAAUUUGAACUGUCAUCUAAAAAUGUCCAACUAGAGGUGGCGAAGCUCAUAAACAGUGAAUUUAUAUUAAAUUUAAUAAAUGCUGAUUUGGACAAACAAAUUUACUAAUUUAACAAACCGUCGUUAAUGUGUCGACUCAUAAUCGUCAACAGUUAAAUGCAAUAGGAUACAGGAAUAUACCGAAUAUACCGCAUAGUGAUGUGAAUACCUGACCUAAAAGUGAAUGCAGCUGAUGUGAAUACGGUGAAUAAUAUCUACCAGUACAAGCAUUAUUCCACUUAGAUCGGAAUCGCUUUUUGUGUUAUACAAUUACAUGUUAUGUACAAAAGUAUAUUGUAAAGUCUAUAUCAGGAAAUAAUACGUGGAUAAAAUCUUUGGUGAUUAACAAUUUAUUGGUGAUUAUUCCUGAAAAAUUAAGAAGAAAACAACUACAAGCAUUAACUACGUGUCAGUACAUCAGCAUUUUGUACCAAGGGAGUAAAUAGUGAUCCGUGUGCAUAAUAGUGAUAACCAGUUUUUGAAGUAAUUUAUAACGGUGCAAUAAAUUUUAUAGACCAUUAUUCCAUCAAUAUCAUCGUUCGUUACCAGCCCUGGAAAUAUUCAAGACACCCACUUUUGGAAUCUUUUGAUUUAUUUAAAACGCCUCCCAUAAGAGUUCAUACCAACUACAACGCAUGCUGUUGAUGAAAUGCGUAAGUCGUGCAACAGGUGAUGAAACUAUAACUUAAUAUCCCGCUAACUUGGAAAAGCCGGAUCACAACGGUAUGGAAAAGUUCCCUCUAAAAGGAACCAAUAUUUCCACAUCAUCUACGGUGGUUGGCACUCAUCCAUUGAGCGGUGAUCAUCCUUCUUAUCAAGCGGUCGGGCGCAAGACUGUAUCGCCAGCUAAUGAAAAGAGUUUCAUAAAUACGACUUCGCUAACAUCGGACGACGAAAUGAUUGACAUUACGCCAAAUAACGUAAGUAAUCCCAACUAUCAGUACCACUCGUCUUCGAACGGUGGAGGAGGAGGCAGUCGAGAAGACGGCGUGGGCGAAGAAAGGUUGGGUGCUGCUGGAAGCGGAUUGGGAGGAAGCAGCCUGCACACCGGCAGUGAUAACAGUGUACGGACAUCGCCCACACACAGCCGAUUUGGGCGAGAUUUUCACUCGGAUCAUGAAGAUUAUGUAGCAGCAGUAUCCUUUUCCAGCACGGUAGAAGGUGUCUCGUUUUCCGGAAUGACCGACAACAGUGACGAUAUACCUGGCAUAGGCCAGUAUGAAGAUUUUCACACGAUCGACUGGCAGCGAGAUAUAGCCCGAGACCGAAUGCGACACCGAUACAUUGUUAAAAAACGACAGGACUCCUUUUGGGAUCUAUUAAAAGGAGCUCACGAUGCGUCAUCUGGAUGGGUUUGUGUCCUAUUGGUAGGAUUAUUUACCGGAUGUGUGGCCGGUGUGAUCGAUAUCGGUGCCAGUUGGAUGACAGAUCUGAAAUUCGGUAUAUGUCCACAAGCAUUCUGGUUGAACCGGGAACAAUGCUGUUGGUCAUCCAAUGAAACAAGCUUCGUCAAUGGGAACUGUUCGCAGUGGUACACAUGGUCCGAGAUAAUCACGUCAUCACGCGAGGGCUUCGGAGCCUAUAUCAUAUCAUAUUUUUUCUACAUUGCGUGGGCUAUGCUGUUUGCGUUGUUAGCAGCAUCUCUGGUGCGAAUGUUUGCUCCUUAUGCAUGUGGUUCCGGUAUACCGGAAAUAAAAACCAUCCUUUCCGGAUUCAUCAUUCGGAGCUACUUGGGCAAGUGGACGCUCAUCAUAAAGUCCGUCGGUUUGAUACUAUCCGUAUCGACGGGCCUGAGCUUAGGAAAGGAAGGUCCAAUGGUGCACAUAGCGAGCUGUAUAGGUAAUAUAUUAUCGUAUCUGUUUCCAAAGUAUGGAAGGAACGAGGCGAAGAAGCGUGAAAUAAUAUCCGCAGCUGCGGCAGCUGGUGUAUCCGUUGCCUUCGGAGCGCCUAUUGGCGGAGUAUUAUUCAGUUUAGAAGAAGUUUCAUAUUACUUCCCACUGAAAACGCUAUGGCGAUCGUUCUUUUGUGCAUUAAUUGCUGCGUUUAUUCUGCGGUCGAUCAACCCGUUCGGUAACGAACACUCUGUGCUGUUCUACGUGGAGUACAACAAACCUUGGAUAUUCUUUGAAUUGGUGCCUUUCAUUGGACUUGGAAUAAUUGGGGGCGUGAUCGCAACACUCUUCAUCAAAGCCAAUCUCUGGUGGUGCCGUUUCAGGAAGUUCAGCAAGUUGGGACAGUAUCCCGUAACCGAAGUGUUGGUAGUUACAUUCAUCACCGCUGUUAUAGCUUACCCGAAUCACUACACGCGGAUGAACACAAGCGAAUUGAUCUAUUUGCUGUUCAGUCAGUGUGGCAUUUCGAACAGGGAUUAUUUGUGCGAUUACAAUCGUAACUUCACCGAUGUCAACUCAGCUAUUGAAAUCGCGGCAGCUGGGCCUGGAGUCUACAAAGCGAUAUGGCUAUUAACAUUGGCCCUCGUGAUGAAAUUAGUUAUGACCAUUUUUACAUUUGGUAUGAAAGUCCCUUGUGGAUUGUUCAUUCCAUCACUUGCAUUAGGAGCUAUUAUGGGUCGCAUCGUUGGAAUUGGAAUGGAACAACUGGCUUACCAUUAUCCCAAGAUUUGGAUUUUCUCCGGAGAAUGCUCAACGGGUGAUGAUUGCAUCACACCGGGAUUGUAUGCUAUGGUAGGAGCCGCUGCAGUGCUGGGAGGUGUGACCAGAAUGACAGUUUCUCUUGUUGUCAUUAUGUUCGAACUCACCGGAGGAGUGCGGUAUAUCGUUCCACUCAUGGCAGCGGCAAUGGCAUCCAAAUGGGUGGGAGAUGCUCUCGGCAGACAGGGUAUUUAUGAUGCACACAUUGCACUCAAUGGUUAUCCGUUCUUGGACAGUAAAGACGAAUUUCAGCAUACGACCUUAGCUGCCGAUGUCAUGCAACCAAAGCGGAAUGAAACAUUAUCGGUUAUUACUCAGGACUCAAUGACGGUGGACGACAUCGAGACCUUACUCAAAGAGACUGAACAUAACGGCUAUCCCGUAGUUGUUUCCAAAGAGAAUCAAUAUCUCGUAGGAUUUGUCUUGAGAAGGGAUCUCAAUCUUGCGAUAGCAAAUGCCAGGCGGAUGAUUGACGGCAUUGCGGGGCAAUCACUGGUGAUAUUUACAUCAGCGCAACCGGUUCAAAAUCUCGGACCAUCGCCGCUGAAGCUUAAGAAAAUUCUAGACAUGGCACCCAUUACCGUGACCGAUCAAACUCCAAUGGAAACCGUCGUUGACAUGUUCCGCAAACUUGGAUUGAGACAAACGCUGGUGACGCAUAAUGGACGACUACUGGGUGUGAUAACCAAAAAAGAUGUCCUGCGCCACGUCAAGCAGAUGGACAACGAGGAUCCUAAUACGGUUUUGUUCAAUUAGUAAAAUUGGCUUCCAGUAACACCUCCCCACUUGAGUCCUACUUAAAACUACGAAUUUGUAGCUAAUCAUUUCGUUUUACCUACAUCGUUUAUAUUUAUUUAGAGCACACAUUAUCCAAAUAGGACCUUUUCCCAGAAAGUGAUGAAUGGUUGCAAUAAAAAUUGAACAAAUAACAUAAAAAGAUAUUCACUGGAUACAACAGGAACCAAGUUUUAUUAUUGAUACUGAUAUUUUUAUAGUUUAAUUUAGAAUCAGUUAAAAUUUACCCAAGCAUAGAAAAUGAAGAGCGUCAUAUGAUAUAUAUUAUACAGUUCUGUUAUCGGAUUUAUAGUAUACACAUUGAAUUUUUUCAAUAUAAUAUAUGAUUUAUUAGAGCAAAGGUAAAUUGUUUCGAUCAAUUAAUUUAGGCUGUUUUUGAGUAUUAGAAACAAAUGAAAUCAUUAAAGUAACUGAAUUGUAAAAAUUUUAUACAGCGUUAUCCCAUUUUUGUAUUGUAUAUUGAAUGAAAAAGCAAGCUUCUAUAGUGAACGAUUCUGAUAGCUUACCGCAAUACUCGUGUCGUUAUCAGUAGCAAUCGUUAUCUAUAGAAGGAUAAGAAGUUAGCUUUACAUAAGGAAAUCCAGCCAAGCCAACAGCAGCAUAACUCAUUGAAAAAUAAAUAAAUUGUAUAUUUAUGUAACAAAA
Armigeres subalbatus is the source of this 4136-nucleotide messenger RNA. RefSeq names its product H(+)/Cl(-) exchange transporter 5 (gene ClC-c). The record is from RefSeq and is a predicted model, not a curated record. The transcript is spliced from 14 exons. Lineage: Eukaryota; Metazoa; Arthropoda; Insecta; Diptera; Culicidae. Bases 771 to 3452 code for a protein of 893 amino acids. Gene Ontology annotation, molecular function: voltage-gated chloride channel activity. Gene Ontology annotation, cellular component: early endosome; synaptic vesicle; plasma membrane. Gene Ontology annotation, biological process: chloride transport; transmembrane transport.